This is a messenger RNA of Elgaria multicarinata webbii, 3604 nucleotides long. It is a transcript of the gene PRKAR1A, whose product is annotated as protein kinase cAMP-dependent type I regulatory subunit alpha. The transcript is spliced from 12 exons. Gene Ontology annotation, biological process: regulation of protein phosphorylation. The record is from RefSeq and is a predicted model, not a curated record. Lineage: Eukaryota; Metazoa; Chordata; Lepidosauria; Squamata; Anguidae. Bases 171 to 1319 code for a protein of 382 amino acids. Gene Ontology annotation, molecular function: cAMP-dependent protein kinase regulator activity. Gene Ontology annotation, cellular component: cAMP-dependent protein kinase complex.
AGGAGGAAGCCACAAGUCGGGACAGGGGGUGGAGGAGGGGGGGCCCGAGGACAGGCCCAGGCAGGGAGUUGCCGCCCGGACCCCGUGGUGAUACUGGGAUCAACACCCUCUCCUGUAAAUUCUGUGCAUACCUGUAGUUGUUGCUGUUAGCUGCAUCUCAAAUACCAGCCAUGGCAGCCUCUAGCAGCACCACCAGUGAAGAAGAACGUAGCCUUCGCGAAUGUGAACACUAUGUCCAAAAACACAAUAUCCAGCAACUCCUGAAGGAUUGCAUCGUCCAGCUAUGUACAGUGCGGCCUGAGAGACCCAUGGGUUUCCUCCGGGAAUACUUUGAAAGACUGGAGAAGGAAGAAACAAAACAGCUCCUGAGUCUGCAGAAAUCAAGUUCCCGCACAGAUUCACGUGAAGAUGAGAUUUCUCCUCCCCCACCCAUGAACCCAGUGGUAAAGGGUCGCAGAAGGCGUGGUGCCAUCAGUGCCGAAGUUUACACAGAAGAGGAUGCUGCCUCUUAUGUUAGAAAGGUUAUUCCAAAAGAUUAUAAGACUAUGGCUGCUUUGGCAAAAGCCAUAGAGAAAAACGUGCUUUUUGCUCACCUUGAUGACAAUGAAAGAAGUGAUAUAUUUGAUGCCAUGUUCCCAGUCACAUAUAUUGCCGGAGAGACUGUGAUACAGCAAGGUGAUGAAGGGGAUAACUUCUAUGUUGUUGAUCAAGGAGAAAUGGAUGUAUAUGUAAACAAUGAAUGGGCCACCAGUGUCGGGGAAGGGGGCAGCUUUGGAGAGCUUGCACUGAUCUAUGGAACACCCCGAGCAGCAACUGUCAAAGCAAAAACUAAUGUGAAACUGUGGGGUAUUGAUAGAGACAGCUAUAGAAGAAUCCUUAUGGGUAGCACAUUGAGAAAGAGAAAGAUGUAUGAAGAAUUUCUUAGUAAAGUGUCAAUACUGGAAUCCCUUGACAAAUGGGAGCGUCUCACAGUAGCUGAUGCUCUAGAGCCAGUACAAUUUGAGGAUGGACAAAAGAUUGUGGUGCAGGGAGAACCAGGCGAUGAGUUCUUCAUUAUACUAGAGGGUACAGCUGCUGUGUUACAGCGCAGGUCAGAGCAUGAAGAAUUUGUGGAAGUGGGCAGGCUUGCACCCUCUGAUUAUUUUGGUGAAAUAGCUCUGCUGAUGAAUCGACCUCGUGCUGCCACUGUCGUUGCUCGUGGCCCAUUGAAAUGUGUAAAGCUUGACCGGCCCCGAUUUGAGCGUGUCUUGGGUCCGUGCUCGGAUAUUCUCAAGCGGAACAUCCAGCAGUACAACAGCUUUGUGUCUCUGUCUGUCUGAAGUCUCCCUCCUUCUGCAAAACAUGCUUCACAGAUGCAGACUGCUUCAUUAUUCUUGUGCAGAGCCACAUGGCCACUGGCUAUUGCCGCUUCCUGUCUGUCUGAGGGAGGAAAAAACAAACCAGUUGCUUUUCAUGGCACCAUUUUAAAUUUUAAGAGCAUUAUUUUGGUGCUUCUGGUCCCAUUUAAAAUAAAUAGAAAAUUGUAUGGAGACAUUUGCUGUUACUGCUUCUCUCUGUGCAAUGUGCACUGUCCAACUUUGGCAGUGACUGCCAUUCCUUUCGCUGGGAGAAUCUCCUCGCACCAAGGUUAUUGCCAUAGAGUUAAGGUUGUAACAGUGGAAAAUUCUUACAAGGCACACAUUUCUCAGCUGGUGAGUCCUACAUUUCUGUUAGGUUAUGGUCACUUUCUACUCCUCUUAGACUUACCUUCUCAGCUCAACUUCUUGGCAUACAUGUUCUUGAUAUGGGUUACCUUUGGUUUGGUUUACUGAGAUGAGCUCCCAGUAAAACCACAGUUAGAAGUUUGCUAGUUUGGUGCACCUGUGUCCAUAUCGGUUCAAGAUGGCUUGUUUGUUAGGGUUUUGUGUACAAGCUUUUCUGGCAGCUGCUGCCAGUUUUGCUGGAGCUUUGGCACAGCAAAUCUUUUUGCCUGUUCUCAGUUGUGAAUAUUCAUAUUUGCCCUUCCUAUUUUUUUUUCUGUGCAAAUUCUCUAAAACCAACCAGUGGGUUAAAACUCCUAAAUAUCGGUGUUGGUGUUCACCCUGGCAUAAGAAUUGUACUGCUCCUUAGCUAGUGCCAAAUAGUAACACCCCCAUGCACUGAAUGUAGAACAGGAAACUGAAGGGUACGUCCUGUGUGUCCAGUCUUCUGUGUACCCCUUCCAAGCUUUGCCUUCUCUGUUAACUUAUGGACCCAGAGAAUUCAAUGAUUCUGUUAGCAUAGUUGGCAUUCAAUGCCGAAUGGAAUAUGCAAUUCCCUUUAGGAAGAUGACAUGACUCUGACUCAUGCAAAAGACAGGAAGCAGAAAACCAGUGUCCUGUGUCCUGUCAGACUCUUUUUUUCUAAGCAGAAGUUUUAUUAACUUUUAAGCAUUUAAAAAUACUCUGUCUGAAAAAGACAAACACUCUGAUCUUCGUUUUGCCCCAGAUUCUCAUAUCAAUUUGACAGAAUUAACUAUUUUUGGAAAGUUAACCCUGUUGUCAAGUCUGAAAUGUGUUUCAGUAUUUACCAGGUUUGUGUUAACAAUAUUCUGUGUGCACCAAGUGCUGCCCACUAGCUUUAUGGAAUUUCACAAUUAGAUAAUGUAGGCAAUUUAGUUUCAUUAUAACAUGUAAAUGAUCUAAAAACUAGUGUAGGGUUUUAUUUGGGAGUGACAGCAAGUAUUUCCCAUUAGUUACGUAACUAUUUCGUAUGAAUCCCACUCACCCAAGCCUUUUACCCCCACCCCACCCCUGCACAAUUAGACCUGGUAUACACCUUUCUGACUUGCUGGCUAUUGGAAAAAAUGUUUACUAAUCAUAUUUAAAGUUCGAGGAAUAGGAGCCUUAGUAUAUAAAAAAAGAAAAAAAUCUGUGGGGAGCUACUGAUAGGCCCACAUUUCUACAUAUGGAUUAAAUGUAAAAUAUACAUUGUGAAUUCCUUCUGUUCAUCCUAAAGAUCUUGGUGAGAUAAGGAUAUCUACCCAUACUCUUCAGGAGUCCAUAUAUGCUAUUUUUUUCCUCUAAAAUUCUAUUCAGUUUGAAUCUAUCCAGGGAUUUUUUUUUCCUUAUACGUUUGUUACUUUUGAAGCUUGAUUUGAUCCUUGUUGAAGCACCAAAAAGAUUUUAAAUCUUACGUAAGCUAGUUAGAGCGCCACAAAAAUGCACAUUUUUUUAUAUAAGGCUUUCUAAUCAAGUUUCACUACUGCGUCUUUUUAGCUUGCUGUUUACUCCCUUUUGUAGUUUUACCAACAAGAUUUUAAGAUGAACCAGCUAUGUCUGAGUUAAAUAUUAAUCACAGUUAAAGCUUUACCUUUGUGUGCAAUUUAAACAUGUUUGAAUCCACAGUUGGUAUAGUUUGCCUUAGCUAACAUUCAGGGCUUUAGAUGUAAACUUUUUUUUUUUUGCUAGGUCAAAAUAGCAAAUUAAAAAAAAUCUACUGCCCUAGAGUGCUAUAGUAAACCAGAGGACCAUUUUUGUAUUGUUACCAGACUAUAAGUCUGACUUACUGUAUGUGCUAAUAUAUUCCUUUUGUUAUAGAUUGUCCUAAUGCCAGGUAAAGCAAUAAAAUGAUUUAAAUUCUUAAA